CCUCCCCGUAGAAAGAAAAAAAAAACAGAGUCCCCCGUCCCACCGCCAUUUCUCCGUCGCCCCUGUUUUUUUGGCUUCUCCAUCCUCCGACACAUGAGAGAAGGAGCCGAACUAUCGUGGGUGAGAAUCAAUUGCCAGAGCCAAGUCUGUUCCCGCCCCAGAUUACGAUGGACACCCCAGAUUUGUCGUCCCCGCCGCACGCCGACGCGUCCAGGCCUUCCCUCGGCUUCCCCCUGGGAACUGCUCUGCUCCUCAUCGUCAUCUUCAGCUUGAGCGGCAUCUUCUCCUGCUGCUACCACUGGGACAAGCUCAGUUCCCUCCGCCGCGGAUUCUCCGACGACCCCGCCGGCGACGACGACCAGGAUCGGGACGUUGAAGCUCUCCCCUUCAAACCCAACCUUCCCCGCUUGGAUGUGAAGCAGAAACAGGGGGAGAGCGUGCCGGUGGUGAUGCCCGGAGAUCAAAUAGCCAGGUUCAUAGCACUGCCGUGCCCGUGCCAGCCGGCCAGAGCGGAGAGAGUGGCGGUGCCAGCGGAGAAGCCUCCUCCUAAGCCGCCGCGGAUUGCGGUGCCUCUGUAUUAACGAACCGCCGCCCAUUACUACUAUUAUUAUUUAAUUACUCUUUUCUUGUAAAUUUUUUUUUAUAUAAUAUAACGCUUAAUUUAAUUUAGUUCUUGAUCGAGUUGGGUGAAUUGCAAUUUUGGUUGGAUUAGAAAAAAUCUGAUUCUUCUACUCUGGCUUUCUUGCUCGGGUGAUUCUGGUAACAAUGGGGGUAAGCUGCAGGUAAAUGUCCCAACUCAAGAAACUUACAGCUAUCAUCGCGCCUUAAUCGAAUCUUGCAAAGGCAGUAAUUUAAUUCAAUAGAGUUGCAAAAAGGGAAAUAAAGUUGGAACUAAAAACUAAACAAACAAAUAAAGAGGUAAAGUUAGAAGAUUCUGGAGACGUGAGUUUUGGUGGGCGGAAAGAGGGAUUUGUUGAUCUGAUGUCCAGAAAGUGACCGGGUUACUCUCCACUUUUAACUGCGGCAAAGCUGAGGCGGUAAUUAAUUAAGUGGGAAAUUUGGAUUCUUUGUUUUUGGAGAUGAAUGAAGCUACGAAGGGAAAGGCAAAGCUUUCAAUUUCAUUGCAGCAUGCAAAAAAGUCGAAGCAAAGUAGUCGCUGCCGCUCCUCUACGGGCGGUUCAGAGCGGUGCCGCCUUGGCAGUGUGUAGGGACGGUAACAUCGGUAUGAACGAAAAUGGGAACGGAGACAUCCGCCGUUCGGUGAAGGGUCGGUUGCAUUUGUGUUUCAAUUAGUUGGUAAAUGAUUUUAAGAGGGCUUAAAUUUAAUGAAUCAAAUUAGAAAAAUUAUCUAAUGUUCUGUAUCUUCUUACUUAAAUCGAAAAUUUUGAUACAAAUAUAAUUAGUUCAUUAUGAUCUACAAAAUGAUAUUAUUUUGUUAUAUUUAGAGAAAAAAGCAAUUUAUAAAAUUUGAUAUAAUCAUCAAAGACAAAUUAAAAAAAAAUCCCUUUGGGAUGGUAAAUGUUGGUUGGUAUAAUCCUAUUAUCAGAAUUCCUACAAUGUAUUAUAUUCGUAUCACCAUGAUACACUUUCAAACUGUUAUAGUAUAAUUUUUUAUACCAAUAAAAAUUUACCAUCAUGGUAUAGACCAGGGGCGGAUACAUGGGCCUCUAGGGGUGUCCCGGGACACCCCUAAAAUUUGGGGAAGGGACACCCCUAAAAAUUUGGGGAAACAUCCAACCUCCGAUAAUAAUUUCGUAUGGGUAUACAAAAUAUAAUUAGUAAUCCGGAACACCCUAACAUUUGAUAAAAAUGAUUAUCCUACCCUCGAUAAUAGUUUGUUUAUGAUUAACAAAAUAUAAGUGGUAGUCCGUGUUAUUCCAACCUAGGACACGACUAUUAUCAAACAUAUUCUAAUUAUGUUGCUACUCAUUUGUUAUUCUAUUUUAAACAUCAUGCAACAGUAAAACGCUAUUUCUUUA
This is a messenger RNA of Linum trigynum, 1979 nucleotides long. Lineage: Eukaryota; Viridiplantae; Streptophyta; Magnoliopsida; Malpighiales; Linaceae. The record is from the annotation of a GenBank genome assembly.